AUGAAUAAAGGUAAUAAGCAGCGAGAUAUUCACAAUUUGUGUCGUUUGAAUAAUAUUGGUUUUGGGGCGCUCUUUGAGACCAAAGUCCGCCAUGAGAAAACAACAGGAAUAAUAAGUAAUAGUUUCCCCAACUGGGAUUAUUACUCGAGUAAUAUGAUCUCGUUCAGAAUUUUGCUUAUUUGGCAAUCGAAAUUUGUGCAAGUUCAAAUUCUUGGUGAAGAUACUCAGAAAAUUUUAUGGGAUAAACUUGCCGGGUUAGGCCAUUUGAAUCUCCCUUGGAUUGUUCUAGGAGAUUUCAAUGCUAUGUUCAACUAUCAAGACAGGAAUGGAGGUAGACCCAUAACUGCUAAGGAGAUUUUUGAUGCCCAAAAUUGGCUGUCUUUAGACCAAGUAGAUGAACUUCGCUGUGCUGGGAAUAUUGGUAUCAAGCCAUUUAGGUUCUUUGACUGUUGGAUGUUCCAUAGUAUGUUUAAAACUGUGGUUCUUGAUAGUUGGAACAAAGCUACCUCUAAAGCUGGCCUUGCUUGUAUUAUCCUAAAGCUCUUUAGGGUAAAGCACGUGUUAAAGAAAUUCAACAAAAAGGAUUUGGGGGACAUCUCUCACAGUUAUCAGGUAGCUAAGGAAAGCUUCAAUCUGGCUCAGGGUGCCUUAGCAAAUGACCCUAGCAACACAAUGCUCCAGUUAACUGAACAGAUCAAGCUUCAAGAGUUGAUUCAAGCCAGGAAGAGGUAUGCUAGUUUCCUCCAACAAACCAGUAAAAUAACUUGGCUGCAAUUUAAUGAUGAAAACUCACAUUACUUCCAUGCUAUCAUGAAAAAGAGGAGGGCUGAGAAUAGAAUUACUUCUUAUGUGGUCAAUGAGGAGGUGAUUGAUGAUUAUGAUAAGGUGGUAGAGCAUUAUUUUAAUCACUUCAAGAACUUCAUGGGGAAGAAGAGUUCGGCCAAUAGGCAGAUUGAUACCAAUAGCCUGAGUUUUGGUGAAAAACUUACUGUUCAGAAGCAAGUCAAAUUGAUCAGGCCUUUCAAUAAGAAAGAUGUGCAAGAGGCUUUGUUUGGCAUUCACUCAAUCAAGAGCCCCGGUCCGGAUGGGUUUGGUGCUGGGUUCUUCAAAGGCCUGUGGAAUGAGAUAGGUAAUGACAUUAGUAUGGCAGUGUUACAAUUUUUUCAUGAUGGUGUUCUUCCCAAUGAUCUUAAUGAGACUGUCAUCUCCCUCAUUCCGAAGACUGAUUCUCCAAAAACAGUUGCUGAUUGUAGACCUAUUGCUUGCUGCAAUACGCUCUAUAAAUGCAUUUCUAAAAUGCUUUGUUCUCGUUUGUCUGAAGUUCUCCCUAUUUUGAUUCAUGGUAAUCAAGGGGCUUUCAUCAAGAACCGUCUCCUGGCUCAUAAUAUUCUUAUUUUUCAAGACUUGCUCAAGGGUUAUACGAGGAAGAAUAUUUCAGCUAGAUGUAUCAUGAAGAUCGACCUUAGUAAAGCGUACGAUACAGUAGAUUGGCAGUUUGUGGCUGACUUGCUCAAGGGUCUUUGUUUCCCUUCAAGGUUCAUUCAUUGGGUGCUGGUUUUCUUAAAGGGAACUUCUUAUUCGUUGAUGCUCAAUGGUCAGCUUCAUGGCACCUUUAGAGGGGAAAAUGGUCUGAGACAAGGAGAUCCGAUAUCUCCUCUUUUGUUUGUUUUGAUUAUGGAGUAUCUAACUCGGCUCUUACUUCAGACUUCUAAACAAAAAGGUUUUGGUUUCCAUCCCUUAUGCAAGCAUGUAAAUCUUGUCAAUCUCUGUUUUGCAGAUGAUCUAGUUAUUUUUUGCAAGGGAAAUGUGAAAUCAAUGAGACUUACUCAGUUUGCUAUUGAAAGCUUUUGUGCUACCACGGGUCUCUCAAUCAAUAACACAAAGACCCAUAUCUACUUUGGAGGCAUAAAAGACGACUGUAAAUCUCAAUUUUUGGAGAUCACUCAAAUGGAAGAAGGCUCUUUUCCGCUUAAGUAUCUUGGAAUUCAUCUAAGACCAACUAAAUGGAGAGCAGUAGACUGUGGGGAAAUUAUUGAAAAAAUCCAACGGAACCUCCAUUCUUGGACUAGUAGGAAUCUUUCCUUUGCGGGCCGAGCUCAACUUAUUCACUUAGUCCUGCUUGGAAUUAGGAAUUUCUGGAUGAAUAUCUUUAUUCUUCCUCAGAAAGUUGUUGCUGUCAUAGAUAAAUGUUGCAGAGAUUUUCUUUGGGGGACGAAAGGGAAUCGCAGCAAACUUCACCUCACGUCUUGGGAGCAAGUCUGUCUUCCCAAAAAGUUUGGAGGAGUUGGCUUCUUUGAGGGCAGGAAGUGGAAUAUUGCAAUGAUGGCCAAGUACAUUUGGGCUAUUUCGAGUAAGAAGGACUGUCUAUGGGUCAAAUGGAUAGAUUCUAUCUAUCUUAAAGGCCAUAGCUUCUGGACUGUUCCUUUAAUAAAUGACACUCGCUGGUACUUUCGGAAAUUACUGAAGCUGAGGAAUGGUAUUGAUUGUUCUGCUGUUAAUACUUCGGUUUUAAGAGGUAAGUUUAAAGCUAAAUUUUUUUAUCUUUCUCUUACAACAACUAGAGAGGUUCAGUAUGCUUCUGCUGUUUGGCAUCGUCUAUGUGUCCCGAAACAUAGAUUUAUUUCCUGGCAAGUGAUAAAUGAACAUCUUCUUACUCGAGAUAAUCUUGGGAAAAUUUUGGAGCUAGCAACUUAUCUCUGCCCGGUUUGUGAGUGUGUCAAUGAGUCCCACCAACACCUCUUUUUUGACUGCUCUUUCACUAAGAAACUUCAGCAAGAAGUUAGUUCUUGGUCCGGUGUCAAGGGCUGGCCUCUUACCAUGGAAGCCUGGAAGAUUUGGAGCACUAGUGUCGGUUUAGACAUACAGUCUCUGGUUUGGAAUGCUAUUCUUUCAGCAGUUUUUUACUCAGUUUGGUGUAAUAGAAAUAGGUGUGUGUUUGAAUUGUGUUGUAGCUCAGUGAUGGUAGUUAGCUCUUCUAUAAAAUUAGCCAUCAAAGCUAGAGUUAAGGGAAUUGAAUGUACCAAGGCUAAGAAAAGAGACAGAGAUCUGAUAGCUACUGAUAGUCUUUUUUCAGCGGUUCUACCCAUGUUCUUCCCUUGUUCUUCAAUCUUAAUUCCUCCUGGAUUAUCACUGCAUCUUGUCGUUCUCAUGGCUUCUAUGCACUCUACUCUUUCUCUUACUGCUAAAGAAAAACAAGUCCUUAAUAUGAUACUGAUGUCAAUACUCUCUAAUCUCCCUCCUGAACAUAUCUUGGUUGCUCGUGUGACAAAUGUAAUGUCCCGGAUUUUCAAGACUCGAUAA
Molecule: messenger RNA, 3300 nt
Organism: Humulus lupulus (European hop)
Lineage: Eukaryota; Viridiplantae; Streptophyta; Magnoliopsida; Rosales; Cannabaceae
Exons: 6
Coding region: 1-3300 (1099 amino acids)
Source: RefSeq, a predicted model, not a curated record